This is a messenger RNA of Protobothrops mucrosquamatus (brown spotted pit viper), 1722 nucleotides long. RefSeq names its product DEAF1 transcription factor (gene DEAF1). The coding region runs from base 1 to 1698 and encodes 565 amino acids. NCBI's taxonomy places the organism in Eukaryota, Metazoa, Chordata, Lepidosauria, Squamata, Viperidae. Gene Ontology annotation, molecular function: DNA binding; DNA-binding transcription factor activity, RNA polymerase II-specific. Gene Ontology annotation, biological process: regulation of transcription by RNA polymerase II. The record is from RefSeq and is a predicted model, not a curated record. Gene Ontology annotation, cellular component: nucleus. The transcript is spliced from 12 exons.
AUGGAGGACUCGGACUCGGCCGCGAAGCAACUAGGUUUAGCCGAAGCGGCGGCGGUAGCUGCCGCUGCUGCAGUGGCUGCAGCAGCGGCAGCUGCCGCAGCCGCAGAAGAAUCCGAGCAGCAGCACGAACAUCGAGGACAGGUGCCCGGUUCGGAGGCGGAGCCACAAGAGGAAGAGGAGGUGACGGCUGUCACCGUAAUGGCGGCAGAUGCCGAACACAUUGAGAUGGGAGCCGAAUCCCUGCCGAGUGCGGACGAGGCUGCUGCAGCAGCUGCCUUUGCAGAAGUAACCACAGUAACAGUAGCCAAUGUGGGUGCCUCUGCAGACAAUGUAUUCACUACCUCUGUGGCAAAUGCAGCAUCAAUAUCAGGACAUGUAUUGUCUGGAAGAACAGCUCUUCAGAUUGGGGACAGCUUAAAUACUGAAAAGGCUACUCUGAUUGUGGUUCACACAGAUGGCACCAUUGUGGAGAGUGCAGGUCUGAAGGGACCAUCUGCACCUCUUACUACAGGAUCUCAGUCCCCCCCUACUCAAUUAACAUCUGGUCAAGAAAAAGGUGGGACAAAAUAUAACUGGGACCCUUCAGUGUAUGAUAAUGAACUGCCUGUGCGAUGUCGAAAUAUCAGUGGGAUAUUGUACAAAAACCGACUUGGUUCAGGUGGUCGAGGUCGUUGUAUUAAGCAAGGGGACAACUGGUACAGCCCCACUGAAUUUGAAGCUAUGGCUGGAAGGGCCAGUAGCAAAGACUGGAAAAGAAGCAUUCGUUAUGCUGGGAGGCCAAUACAGUGCCUUAUUCAUGAUGGAAUACUGAAUCCCCAUGCAGCCUCAUGCACUUGCGCUGCAUGUUGUGAUGACAUGAGUCUGAGUGGUCCUGUAAGACUGUUUGUCCCCUAUAAAAGAAGAAAAAAAGAGAAUGAAUUGCCUACAACUCCAGUGAAGAAGGAUUCCCCCAAAAACAUCACCCUGCUUCCUGGAACCGCUGCCACCACAUUCACUGUGACUCCUUCAGGACAGAUUACGACUUCUGGAACAUUGACCUUUGAUCGUACAGCAGCCGUGGAGGCCACGGCGAUUAUCUCAGAAAGUCCAUCCCAAGGUGAUGUUUUCACUGGUACCACUGUGCAAGAUACAAACCUUCAGCCACAACCUUGUCGGGUCAGUCAUCCAGAGCCUCAUUAUCCAAGUUAUCAAGACAGUUGUCAGAUCUCAGCAUUCCCCGAAGCAGCUUUGCCAACUUCUCACCCCAAAAUUGUGUUGACCUCACUUCCUGCCCUGGCAGUGCCCCCUGCUACCCCCACUAAGACAAUCUCCUCCUCUGUGAUGAAUGGACUUGAAAUGACCGAACAACGGAACUGGCUUUACCUAGAGGAGACGGUCAAUUCUCUGCUUAACACAGCUCGGCAGCUGAAGACGCUGAUCGAACAAGCUAAGCAGGCCAGCUCUUCCUACAGAGAAGCUGCUGUUUCUCAAGCGAAAUUGCAAGCUGAUGUGGAAAGGAAAGAGCAAUCCUGUGUAAACUGUGGCCGGGAGGCAAUGAAUGAAUGCACCGGUUGCCAUAAAGUCAAUUACUGCUCAACGUUCUGUCAACGGAAGGAUUGGAAAGACCAUCAGCAUAUGUGCGGGCAGUCAGCCACAGUAACUGUUCAGACAGAAGAUGAUCAUGAUACAGAUAAUGUGAUUGAAAAAGUUAUUGUCUAAAACCUUCUUUCUUCAUGGAUUGUG